Penicillium manginii is the source of this 294-nucleotide messenger RNA. RefSeq lists its product as uncharacterized. The record is from RefSeq and is a predicted model, not a curated record. Lineage: Eukaryota; Fungi; Ascomycota; Eurotiomycetes; Eurotiales; Aspergillaceae. Bases 1 to 294 code for a protein of 97 amino acids. The transcript has 2 exons.
AUGGGCGAAAGAAAACUUCUAUCCAUACCCUUCUACCCGGAUGAACUUGAAGAGAACGAGGAUUCGGAGGAGACCGAGCCAGAGAGGGGAUCCGAAUCGAAGCAUUGCGAAUGCUGCUUCUUCAACUGGGCCAAGUGCGAUCCUGAGUCAGUUUCGGAACGAACACUUUCCCGGGAUCUCGAGGAUAGCCUUGAUUCGAGUUCGACAUGGGCCGCUGCUACUCACGUCACUUUCCUGGACCUUGACGGAGAUACGCUAGUCAACGACGAUGUGGUUGAACGCGGAAUAACCUAA